GAUGUCGCGAAUGCAGCAUGGGUAAUUAUUAUUGAUAGCAUUGGACCGGAAGUACAUGACCAUUUUCCAUCAAAGCGUCGAGUCACAGCAGAGUGGAAAAUAGUGGACACAAUUUGCCCACCAGGACCUCCAGGACCACCAGGUAGACCUGGAUUACCCGGACUGUAUGGCCAGCAUGGUCGGCCUGGAGCUGUGGGAUUGCAUGGUAUUGGCAUGAUCGAACAUAUAUCAAUCUCCUGUAUUCGAUGUCCACGAGGACCAUAUGGACCACCUGGGAAAAAUGGUUCAAUAGGAUUGCCGGGAAUCAAUGGAUGGGAUGGUGUAGCAGGUGAUCCUGGCCGAAGUGGACCACCGGGUUUGCCAGGUUUGGAAGGAGAUCCCGGAGAAAAAGGACUUGACGGGCAACGCGGAUGGCCUGGAUACCCUGGACGAAAUGCAGUUACUGGACGAAGUAACCGAGGACCACAAGGGCCCGAAGGUUUAAGUGGCGAGCGUGGAGAGCCUGGAGUCCAUGGUGACCACGGUGCCAUUGGUCGACCUGGAGCCACAGGGCUAGUAGGAUAUCACGGGAAACAAGGCAUGCCUGGUGUAGAUGGGACCCCUGGGAUACGAGGACAACCUGGAGCUCCG
Messenger RNA from Strongylus vulgaris, 630 nucleotides. The record is from the annotation of a GenBank genome assembly. NCBI's taxonomy places the organism in Eukaryota, Metazoa, Nematoda, Chromadorea, Rhabditida, Strongylidae.